AGCUUGAAACCGUAAAGGAAGAAGGGGGCGUGUCGCUAUGCGUUAGCCCGCCUGCUAACCGAGAGCUAAAGUUAUACUUUCACUUUGUGACGCUCAGGAGUACCCUUGCUGGGACAAGCAGAGCUUCCUGGAAAACGAAACAAGAAGCCGUCGUUGCCGCCUCCGACACUGUUUACAUCGCAGAUGUAGGUAUUUAACCCCUUUCGGUGGCGAUAUUGCCAACUCGUAGCCGGUGGCGUGCAAAAGUUUUGCUAGCCGUCAAACCCUUCAAACACGCAGGUAGCGUCGUUUCACCAACUAGCUUUAGCGGCUAGCGCCCGCUAGCAUGGACGACGACGGUGGCGGCGUCGGCGGCGGUGGACACACGUAUAAUGAGGAGAGGGGAGCGGAGAAAAUGAUGGAUGACUACCUAAAAUCAUUAGGUUUGCAUCGGAAGAAGAUAGCCAAAGAUGGUUCGUGCUUGUUUCGAGCUGUCGCCGAGCAGGUGCUGCAUUGCCAAAGCCUUCAUACUGACGUUCGUGCCAAAUGCGUGGAGUUUCUGAAGCAGAACAGAGACAGCUACGAGGCGUUUAUUGAAGGUGACUUCGAGGAUUACCUGUGCAAGCUUCAGGACCCUCAGCAAUGGGUGGGAGAAGUGGAGAUCAGCGCGUUGGCUGUCAUGUACAAGAGGGAUUUUCUGAUCUACCAGGAGCCUGGAAGACCACCCGUCAACAUCACAGACAACAACUUCAAGGAGAAGGUGCAGUUGUGUUUUCUGAAUGGGAAUCACUACGACAGCAUUUAUCCCAUCAGCCACAUUAAGAACGCUGCUCUCUGCCAGUCCAUCCUGUACGAGGUGCUGUAUAACAGUGUGUUUAAGGUGGACCGGAGCUCUCUGGGCGUGUGUCAGCGGAUCGGCCGGCCCAACGACCUCCUGAGCGACGACAGCAUGGCCGCCUGCAACAGCAGUGACGAGUCCGACUUGGACGCAGUCGAGGCGAUAUGGGUGGAAAAUGGAACAAGCACUUCUUCUUCUACAAGACACAACAACCAGAGCCAAAGGGGCCGUGGGCGUGGUCGCCAAUUGCCCGAGAGGGUGAGACGUUCACUGAACCCGACUCUGUUCAGAAACGUAGAGUACGACGUCUGGCACAAGACGAAGAGAGCUCAACAGAAGAUGGACUACUGCAUCGCUGCUGGGAUGCAGUACACUGUAGGAGACCGCUGCCAGGUUCGGCUCGAGGGCAGUGGACGGAGCUAUAACGCAACCAUCAAGGAAGUGCCUCCCAACAACAACCGGGUGAUAGUUUACAUAGAAGAACUGGGCAAGAAAAAUGUCUCCCUGUGGAGGGUGCGUCCUCCCAGCGAAGAGAGCAGUUGGAGCAUUGUGGUCAACAAGGACAAGAGGCUCAGCAACGGAUAUGGAGACUGGGAGGAGAGGGGUAAAGGCCGUGGCAGGGGGAAGCCCGUCCCGCCAGCCUCCUCUGUUUCCCAGGCUACAGCACCGGGCUCCAGUGGGCGUGUGCAGAAGCAGCACUCGUGGCCCCCACAGGCCACCGUAGAGGAGCAGGGAGGGGCAAAACCCAGCAGGAAGUCUAUGAGCACGGCGGAGUCACCGUUGUUCGGUCUGACAGAGGAGGAGCGUUUGGCCAAGGAGGAGGAGGAGAGGAACGUGGCGUUGGUGGAGAUCCAGCUCAGAGACGAACACAGCUUCCCAGCCCUCGGGACUGGGACGCAGGGCGAUGGAGGGAGGAGGAAGGGAGGAGAGAAGAGAAGAUCCCAAAGAAACAAGACGAAGAGUCCAGUCGAAGACGUCACAGCAGCGUCUCCCCCUGCUGGUGAAAGACCCAAAUCCCCACCACCACCACUCGCAACCACCACUGCUGCUACUGCGCCUACUACAAAUACUACUACACCCACCAGCCCCACCCUUCCUGCCGCAAAACCUGCUGCUGCUCCGUCUGCAAACUCUGACUCCGGUCCAGCAUGGCUGAGCUCGCUCAAGGCUUCGACGCCCAACAUAAGCACGGCCACCGCAGCAUCAGGCUCCGCUUCCAGCCUCACGCCCGCCUGUGCUGCCCCGACCGCUAAAACAAACCCACAGUCUUAUGCCUCAGCUGCCGGAGCUGCAUCGAGUUCUCCUCCUCCUCCUGCUGCCGCCCCACACACUAAACCCUCUGUGACGGGUGGUGCUCUACCUCACUCCGUCCCGUCCUCCACCACUGUCUUCCCCCUCCUCACCCCUGUUCUACCCGCUGCUUCAUCACCCCCAACUCCACCUGCCCUCUCCUCUUCUUCUCCUCCCCCUUCCUCUUCCCCUAAACUCCCCACCUCCUCUUCUUCCUCACUUCCUCCUAAAUCGUCUGCCUCCCCUCCCCCUCCCUCUUCAGUACCACCUCCCACUUUCAUCGCUCCCAUUGCUCCCUCUCCUGUCGCUGCUCAGGGCUUCCUCCCUCCCUCCUCUCUCCCCCGUUCCUCCCCACCUGUCACCUCUCUCCCCCACUCCCCCAGUCCACCCUCCUCCUGCCCCUCCCCUAUUAUCCAUCAUGCUGAUCAAGUCCAAGAGGCUUCACCAGGUCCAGGACAAACUCCAAGUUCUUUGCCAAAUUCUGGAGGCUCUGAAACGGCCUCUCAGGCCUUCCAAAGCCAGACUUCUCUGCCCCAGAACCAGAGCCAGAUCCCUGUGUCCCAGACCCCAACCCAGGCCUCAUUGACCCGGGAGGAUCUUCAAACGCAGCCUUCUCCGCCGAAGAUCCAGGCUCAAAGUCAGGCUUCUCUACCCCAAAGCCAAAUCACCAUGCCCCAGAUGCAGACAGAGGCCCGGUCCUCUCUUAUCCACCUCCAGCAUCAACCUCAGUCCCUCACUGAAGUGCCUCUCUCUCUGCCUCAGGACCAGUACCCCCCGCAGUCCCAGUCUGAGAUGGUCCAAGUUCAGUCCUCCCACCCACCUCCAGCAGCUUCCUACCCCAACACCUCCCAGGCCUCAGUCCCUGCCUCUGCCCCUGUUCAGCCCCAGCCAUCAGUCACUCAUGCUCACCUCCACAGCCAGCAGGCUCAGCCUCCUCACCCCUCCCAACUCCCACAUCCCUCCCUCUCUGUCUCCGCCUCCCCGACCCACGCCUCUCUCCAAACCCAGACCCCAAAUGUCCAGAAUCAAACAGAAGCCCCACACGCUCCAGCUCAGCACCUUCAUCCUCAACCCGAGUCCCCGGCUCAUCCUCCCUCCCAGCAGUCACACCCUCCUCACCACUCUCAUCAGCCCCAGUUACUCUCUGCACAUCCUCCUCCUCCACCUCACCCCCAAUCCAUCCCAGGAGCUGUUCCUCUGCAGAUGCUGUCCCAGCUCUACCAGGACCCCCUGUACCCUGGUUUCCCCCAGGGAGAGAAGGGCGACAUGGCCCUGACUCCACCCUACUCCUCCAGCAGGUCAGGGGACGACCUGCCCCAAGAUGUCAGCAUCUUGAGGUUUUUCUUCAACCUGGGCAUCAAGGCAUACUCCAUGCCCAUGUUCCCCCCCUACAUCUACCUCCUCCCCCUGCAACAGGCCCACACCAUGCACCCCAAGGUCCCCUCCCGCUCCCCCUCCCCUACGCCCCACUUCCCUCCCUCCAACGCCCCCACCAUGCACCAGGAGGUGUACCCUCAGUACCCUCCGACUUCAACGUCAGUGCUGCCUCAGUAUGACCACCAAGCCCCAGUCACUGAACUACCCCGUCCCAGCGAACCCUCCUUCAACCAGGCCGGGUACCCCAUCACCCAGCCUUCGCCCCACAGGAUGCCCCCGCCCUCGCUGCCAUGGCAACAGCACCAGAUGCCCCCACCCAGAAACUCCAGCUACCCGGUUGGGUAUCCCCCACCAACUCCAACAUACCCAAUUCCCCCUCCUUCAUCUAAAGGGUACCACCCAGGUCAGGGCCAAGGACAUCUGCUGUACCCCCCAACCAUGCCUCCGUACCCCCCAUCCUCUCUAGGAUACCAGUCUUCACCCGCCCCUGAAGAGCUCCAUGUGAGUCAGGGGGCGAUCGAGCGACUUCAGCCGGCCAACGGAGAGACAAUGUCUUCACACAGGCCCGGACGAGUGCCUGGUCCAAUGGAGGGUCCUGCUGCUGCUAAUGUGGCUAAUGCUAACAACAGCAGAACCAUGAUGGUUCCUGGUGUAAAAAGUUUUGCACCGAAGAAGGAGCAGGGGGAGAGUUUGGCCAGAGUGGUGCUGCUGGUGGACCCGCCGAUAGUCACCAAUGUCCCUGUCUCCAUGACGACCAUGAAGCCCAGCAGCACCACAGGCUCUCCAUCAACUCAUGGCAUCAUCUCCGGCGACGGCGGCGCCUCCCAUGUCUACCGGGUCCACCAAAAACCACUGCACCUCAACAAAACGUACAUCAAAGUGGGAGCGCCAGAGCCCGGCAAGGGGGGCUACCUGCCGAACAUUUCCGUGGCAGAGGCCCUGUCCGUGGGCUGCAGCACAGAGGACAACUGGGAUGAGAUGGAGGGAUUCAAACCGGGAACCCUGAGCUUCAGAGGGCAGAGGAGGAGCCUCAGAGGAGGAGGGAGAGGGAGGGGGGUACACAGAAGGCGUGGAGGAGAGGCAGGGGCGGGGUUUAACCAUGGCCAGUUUGGCCCCUCCCACAGAGGGCAGCGAUGGUAAAAAGGCUACAAGCUGCCUGACAAUGAAUGGAGUUGGACACAAAGUGUCUUCUUUUUUUCGCCUGAGGUUGUUUGGUUUCAACACGUUCGUAAUCGCACUUUUUUUUUCUUUCUCGUCGCCACCUGGAGAUGGGGUUGGUGGAUCGGUCGGUCGUAAAAUAUCAGUCGACUCUGUAAACGCCUCGUUGACACGUCGUCUUCUGCUUUACGCUCUGGGUCGGAAGAAAAAAAUCAUAACCCCCAUUCAUGUGCUCCACUGCAUCAGAGUCCUCCAGCUCAUUGUAGAAACGUAAACACUAUCAAGGUCAUUAUAAUCUAGCAAAUUAGCAUAGCAUGUUAGCAAGCGCAAGUUAAGACAUCAUUUUACAUUUCUCGACACUUGGAGACAUGGCUUUAAAGAAUGUAAGGGUGUGUUUUGAGUAGGGCUGCAACAAAUAAUUAUUAUCGCUCAAUCAGUCCGUUUUUUCCUCGAUUAAUCGGUAAGUCAUUUAGUCGAGAAAAUGUCGCAAAAUUGUGAAAAAUAUCUUUUGUCCAAAAACAGUCAAAAACCUCGUUAUUGAGUUUACCAUCUUAGAGGACUAAAGUAACCAGAAAAUUUUUACAAAUUUUCAUAUAAAAACGAUUAAUCAACUGUCAAAAUAGCUGCCGAUUAUUUUUCGGUCACUCGGCUCAUCGUUGCCUAGAAUUUGAUGGGACAUCUCGUCGCAUUUUUCUUCAAAGGAGUAGUUUUGACAUUUUUGGGAAAUUUUCACAAUUCUGCCGAGGGUCGAUCCCACUCUCGCCUGUACGGUAAAUACGAUCCUGCAGCUAGCAGCCAGUUAGCUUCGCUUAGCAUAAAGAUGAAAAACGGAGGGAAGAAACAGCCCAGGCAAGAAAUAAUCUGGCACAAAACCACGAAUUGUCGUUAUUACGCUUUAAUUUUUGUACGGAUUAAACAAACAGCUAGUAGCUGGUUAGCAUAGUUUAGCACAUCUGUUAGCACCGCGGGCUUAAAAUGAAACCAUUUUAAGAGGCUUAAAGCAACAAAAAAUCGGAUUAAAUCUGAUUUGAGAACAGGUUUAAGGGUUGUAUUGCUGCUAUUGUAUUGCUACAGCAAUCAAACUGUGUGAGUGGACUUGGUUUAGAUUUUUAUUUUUUAACUUUGUGUUGUUACUGCUGGUUUCUUGUCCCUUCCCUCUGUGUAGUUUUCAUGUUGGUAUGUUCUUCUUUCUGUGUUAGUUUUUCUACUGAUCGGCUCCAGACUCCGUAGAUAUUCAGUGCCUUAUGUUUUCUAAUUUUACCGUCUUAUGUCUUUUUCUUCUGAGUUUAAGGAACACUGCUGUACAGAAAAAAGGCUGUUGUUGUCUGUGUGACUGAAUUAAUAAAAAUUUCGGUUCA
Molecule: messenger RNA, 6000 nt
Organism: Xiphias gladius (swordfish)
Lineage: Eukaryota; Metazoa; Chordata; Actinopteri; Istiophoriformes; Xiphiidae
Gene: otud4
Product: OTU deubiquitinase 4
Exons: 21
Coding region: 326-4624 (1432 amino acids)
Biological process (GO): negative regulation of interleukin-1-mediated signaling pathway; protein deubiquitination; negative regulation of toll-like receptor signaling pathway
Molecular function (GO): cysteine-type deubiquitinase activity; K63-linked deubiquitinase activity
Source: RefSeq, a predicted model, not a curated record